UCUCCCCUGCUCCCUCGGUCGAGUGUAGCAGUUGCUGUGGCUUCUGCAAGUUUGUCCUUUAUAAUUCGAGCAGAAUGGAUAGCUCGCCAACAGCUCCUCUUUCUCAUCGUCUCCGUCCCUCUCUCUCUCUCUCUCUCUCUCUCUCUCUCUCUCUCUCUCCUUUUCCCUUGCUGUAGCAGGACACUCACCGAGUGUGAUGCGAGAGUAGUGUAAUAAAGAUGAUGCAUAUUUAUAACACCAAAUCUUUCCGUCCUCUGCAGCUCUGCUGCUGCUGCUGCUGACUGUGGUGGCUCGUCGCAACUACUCGGCGUUCCCAAAUACCAUCUGAUUCUGGACCAACAAAAAGAAAAUAUCCUCUACCAGAUCGAUUUCUUAUUGGCUUUUACUGCAUCGGGAUCGCGAUGGGGAUGGGGAUCAUGAUCUGAAACCCUUCUGCAGCAGGGGAGGUGGAGAAAGGAAGGAGAGGCACCAUGGAAGCGAUUCGGAAGCAGGCUAGUAAGUUGAGGGAGCAAGUGGCCAAGCAACAACAGAUUGGGUCUAAAAUGACGAAUACCUGAGGAUUUUGAGAGCAUUCAGGCUUUUCAUGUUGGCGGUUUUGCUGUCUACUGUGAGAUUUGUGGGUUUAGGCAGUGGCAUAUCGACUAUUUAUAUAAUGGGAAGCAGUCUUUAAGCAAAUUAGUGUUCGUUUUAGUCAUGAUUCUUCUCUUGUUGAUGAAGCUGAACUUCAAUGUCAGCAAAAACUUCAGAUGCUAUAUGCUUCUACAAAAGCAGCGAAGCAUCUUCAACGGGACAUUGUACGUGGUGUCGAGGCAUUCAUUGCUAUUAGUUCUAAGCAGAUGGAAAUAGUAAACAAGCUAGCUGAAGAUUGUUGCAAAUAUGGAACCAAGUAUCAAGAUUUUGGCUUUCCUUUAGCAUCUGCUGCUCUAAACUUUGGUACUUCUCACAGUAUGAUGGAGAAAGAGAGGGCUAAUCUUCUCACAAUACUUGGAGAUCAGGUCUAUGAACCAAUACGAGCAAUGAUAAUAGGAGCCCCUCUAGAAGAUGCCCGUUUCUUGACUUACCGUUAUGACCGGAUUAGACAAGAUGUGGAAGCACAGACAGCAGAAGUUCUUAGACGUCAAUUGAAGUCCAAGGAAGUUGUUAAAACCACAGAUGUUUCAGCCAAACUUCAACAUGCAGAAUCAAAGUUACAAGAACUGCGGACUACUCUAUCAGCAUUGGGCAGAGAAGCAACUGCUGCUAUGAUGGCUGUUGAGGAUCAACAACAACAGAAUACUUUUAAUCACCUGCUUGCAAUGGUUGAUGCUGAGAGGGCUUACUAUCAGAGUGUUGCCAACAUUCUAGAUAAACUCCAUGAUGAGAUGGUCCAAAUGAAGGAUAAUCAUGGGUCCGUGAGACAGGCUGCAACAAUUGAGACCAUACAAAAUGACGAUUCCAAGACAAGUCAAUCGCAUCAUGUGUCUGUGACACAGGCUGCAACAACUGAGAUUAUGCAAUCUCAAACAGGAAAUGAAGAUUCCAAUAUGAGUCCAUCUCAUCAAGAGUCUGUGACACAGGCUGCAACAACAGAGACUGUUCAACGUCAAACAGGAAAUGAAGAUUCCAAGAGAAGUCAAUCUCAUCAUGUGUCAGUGACACAGACUGCAACAACUGAGACCAUGCAAUCUCAAACAGGAAAUGAAGAUGUCAAGACAAGUCGAUAUCAUCAUGAGUCUGUGACACAGACUGCAACAACUGAGAUGCAAUCUCAAAAAGAUGACAAUGAUUCCAAAGCAAGUCGAUCUGGCGAUUUCCAAGUAAAUGGUCAGAAUCCAAUGUAUUUUGUUGCACAAGUUAUCCACUCAUUUGAUGCGCAAGCUGAUGGAGAGCUAAGUCUAUCAGUUGGUGAUUACGUUGUAGUUCGCCAGGUGGCACCUAAUGGAUGGUCUGAAGGUGAAUGCAAGGAAAAAGCUGGGUGGUUUCCAUCCGCUUAUGUGGAGCGACGAGACAAAGCUCCAGCAAGCAAGGUGAUAAAGACCCACUAGCCGACAUGAUCGCUGUAUGCAAAUCAAUAUUCUUGUAAAGAUGCAUGUUGUCCUGUUACAAAAUCUCCUUGUUCUUUUGAGCCUGCCAUUAGUUUCUCUAAAAGGUUGGAAUUGUUCUGUGAAAAAACAGGAUGUCUUGCGAGUGUAGUUUGCAUACAUGUUUGUGCUUAAAACAACAGCAUGAUGUAUACAUGUAAGAACUUUUCGUGCCUUUUUAUUUUUUUGUUGGAGAUGGAUGUAGCAAAUUGCUUGAGCUUUUUCGUUGCAGGAUUAUAUUUUCUUCA
Molecule: messenger RNA, 2308 nt
Organism: Musa acuminata AAA Group (dessert banana)
Lineage: Eukaryota; Viridiplantae; Streptophyta; Magnoliopsida; Zingiberales; Musaceae
Product: SH3 domain-containing protein 1
Exons: 11
Coding region: 747-2024 (425 amino acids)
Molecular function (GO): protein binding
Source: RefSeq, a predicted model, not a curated record